AUGCCGACAAGCACAGGUGAACCAUUCUUACCACAACCAAUUCCUCGAGUACUUCGUGUGCCUAGAUCGAAUCUUCAACAUUAUGAUUCUGAAAAUGUAAACUCAACGACAUCGACUACAAAUGCAACUGUUAAUUAUGUAUUGUGGAGUUUUGAUUCUGUAACAACAGACACAUACGGUGUUUACAAUGGUCAGUUGGUGAACGGUGCAACGUAUUCUUCAAGUUCUACUACACUUCCAUAUUUGGGACAAGGUCAUGCGUUAAGUGUAGCAGCAUCACAAAAUCAAUCAUUUCAAGUUUCAACUCCAUUCUUGAAUCUUGCUUCCACAAGUUUUACUGUUGAAGCUUGGAUUUAUUCAACAAUUGUGACUGGUGACAAUGGUCUUAUGGGUCAAUGUCAAUGUACAUCAUGUUCCAAUCAAUGUUUUCAUUUUUUGAUUCGAUCGAGUAAAUUAUAUGUUGGAUUUACAUUGAAUGAUAUCAAUGGUUUAACAACGAUAACAGUUGGUACUUGGUAUCACGUUGCUUUUGUUUAUAAUUCUGUGACACAACAACAAAUCUUGUAUUUAAAUGGAGUUCAAGAUAAUAUCAAGUCAAGUUCAUCUGCUUAUCAAGGAACAAAUGGAACAUUUACAAUCGGUUCUGCAAGUUACUUUCCAGUAACAACUUUUUUUAAUGGUUAUAUAGAUAAUGUUAAAAUCGAGACACGAGCAAAAUCCGCAGCAGAAAUCUUAACUGCUGCAUCACUAAUUGCCUAUUAUUCAUUUGAUUUACCUUAUCCAACUCAUGAUAAUGGUCCAAACGGAUUAAAUGGUUCAUCAACAAAUGCAGCAACAGUUACUGGACGUGUUAAUCAAGCAAUGCAAUUCACUGGUUCAUCAUCUUAUUUUCAAGCAUAUGGAUUUUAUCAAGCCGGAUUUGGUGUCUAUUCUAACAAACCAUUUUCAAUUGCACUGUGGAUAAGUGUAUCCUCAUAUUCUAGUUGUGCAUUUGUUCAAAUGUCAUCAUUUUAUAAUACUACUCCAUGUUUCAAUAUGCUUGGUAUUUGGUCAUACACUAACAAUGCGGCUCAAUUAGUUGCACAAGGUUAUGCUUGGCCAGCUAUUUAUGGACCACCUAUAACGUUGAAUACUUGGACACAUAUCUCAUGGACAUUCUCGUUAACUAAUGGAUAUCGAUUGUAUGUUAACGGAGUUUAUUUCGGCACAACUGGUUAUUAUUCGUAUACAGGAACUUCUAGCGUGAUCAAUUGGUUACAAAUUGGAUACAAUUUUGCUUGCUCAAGUGUUUAUAUUACAAAUGCUGCCUUUCAAGGAAUUAUUGAUGAAAUUUAUGUUUAUAAUCGAGAAAUUACGGCAACAGAAGUCUAUGAACUCGCCAAUCCAUAA
Rotaria sp. Silwood1 is the source of this 1389-nucleotide messenger RNA. The record is from the annotation of a GenBank genome assembly. Lineage: Eukaryota; Metazoa; Rotifera; Eurotatoria; Philodinida; Philodinidae.